CCACAGAGACACGGCUGAGAGAGAGAGAUCAGGUGCAUAGAUAGAUGGCUGGGAUAGAUGAGGUUGGAGAGGGCAGAGUGAUUGCACAGGGGUACACGGUGGUGGAUGAGGAGCGUCACGCCGUAGACUAUAGGCCCAGUGUGUGGGGUGACUACUUCAUUAGCAACCCAACACUAUCCCAUAACUAUGAGAAAUCACUGGAGUGGAUAGAGAGGCGUGAUCAGCUAAUAAACAUAACAAGGGAAGUCUUUCUGGACGUCACCGAUCCAUUUGCAAAAAUGAAGCUUACUGAUGCCCUUCAACGUCUUGGAGUGUCUUAUCACUUCAAAGAAAUAAUAGAUAGCUUCCUGGAAAGCCUAGCUUCUGUGAGGUUUGAGAAUGAUGAUUUCCAUGCAAUCUCCCUUCAAUUCAGGUUGCUAAGACAGGAGCGUCACUACAUGCCAUGUGACUUAUUUAAAGAAUUCAUUGAUGGAGAAGGAAAUCUGAACGCAACCCUAUGCAGUGACACGAGAGCAUUGCUUGCUCUGUAUGAGGCAGCACAUCUUGGAACUCCUGAUGAACAAAUCCUCAAAGAAGCACAGAUUCAAACAACAAAUCUCCUGAGGGAAAUUACUGCUGAUCAUAUUGAGAAGCCACUCUCCAACAAAGUGAGGCAUGCUCUUGAGACACCAACUUUCCGUCGGAUGAAGAGGCUGGAGGCCAGACUUUAUAUCCCAUUGUACCAAGAAGAUAAGGAAGAGUGCAAUGAGACGAUACUUGAGUUGGCAAAACUUGACUUCUAUUUAUUGCAGCGACUACACCAGGAAGAGGUCAAAGAAAUAUGCGAGUGGUAUCAUGGGUUAGAGUCCCCGUGUGAACUAUUCUACGCGAGGCAUAGGCCUGCAGAAUCAUAUUUCUGGGCAUUGGGUGUGUAUUAUGAGCCACAGCAUUCAGAGGCCAGGAAGCUGCUAGCAAAAUUUAUAGCAACUAUUACACCAUAUGAUGAUACUUUUGACAAUUAUGGCAUCUGGGAGGAGCUUCAACCAUUCGCCGACGUGAUGCAACGGUGGGAUGAAAAGGAUGCCGAGAAACUUGAAGGAUAUAAUAAGGACUAUGCUCGAUUUAUGUUUGGUACAAUGAAUGAGAUUGAGGAUGCACUUCCGAAAGGGGCAUCAAGCAAGAAUGUCAAUAUUAUUAGAGAAAUAAUCACAGAAGUAUGCAAAGGUUAUGUAACGGAGAUAGGUUGGAGAGAUAGUAAAUACAUUCCCCCUUUGAAGGAGCAUUUGAAAAUCACGCUAGUUACAUGCUUCUAUUGGGCAGUAAAUUGCACUGCAUUUGUUGUUUUCCAAGACGGUGUUACAGAGGAAGUAAUGAAAUGGAUGUCAGAGUUUCCUCAAAUUGUCAAAGAUUCAUGUAUUGUUUCCCGACUAAUGGAUGACAUUGUUGCUCAUGAGUUUGAGACCGAACGAGAUAAUGUUGCUACUGCAGUAACUUGUUACAUGAAAGAGUAUAAUAGCACAAAGGAGGAGGCAUGUAAAGCACUAUGGAAUGAUGUGGAAAAUGCAUGGAAAGAUAUGAAUCAAGAAUACCUAAAACUGACAUCAAUACCAUCUUCCUUGCUUAUCCUGGUUAUUAACCUUGCACGCAUGAUGGAAACAAUGUACAAGAAAAUUGAUGGUUAUACAGAUUCAGCAAUACUGAAAGAAUGGAUAUCAUUGUUGCUUGCUCAACGAAUACCAUUCUAGGAUGGCAUCCUAUACCUUUGGCUUGGCUUUUGAGAAGGAUAUUGUUAAUAUGAAUAAUGUUGUAUGCAAGUUUGCUUCUGGAUCACUUAGAUUUUGAGCAGAAUAUCUCUACUACGAAUAUUAUAUUCAUGUGUCUAAGUUUGUAUAAGGUCACUCAGCUUAUGAGCAUAAUUUCUCUAUCACGAAUAAGUUUGUAUAUAUGAGCAUAAUUUCUCUAUUACGAAUAAUCUUGUAUCCAGGUAAGGGUCACUUUGCUUUUGAAUAAAAUGUAUCUACAACGAAUAUUCGUGUGUUCAAGUUUUCUUGAGGAUCA
Oryza brachyantha (malo sina) is the source of this 2037-nucleotide messenger RNA. RefSeq names its product alpha-copaene synthase-like. Gene Ontology annotation, molecular function: terpene synthase activity; magnesium ion binding. Gene Ontology annotation, biological process: diterpenoid biosynthetic process. NCBI's taxonomy places the organism in Eukaryota, Viridiplantae, Streptophyta, Magnoliopsida, Poales, Poaceae. The record is from RefSeq and is a predicted model, not a curated record.